UGCAGCUGAGCAGUUUCCAAGCUAAUUGAUUUCGUUUACAUUUUAUGAAAGAGAAAAGAAAAUAGAAAUUCCACAAUAAUGUGGCAUAACAUACAGGAAGACCCGCCGUAUCUGCUGUUAGCAAGGGAUAUAAAAAGCUAUGAAGUUUACGUUACAGACUACAUUUCGAUAUGGUUUGUUUACUUUAAGAAAAAUGAAUUUCUGGAGUGCUUACAGGACAGCAAUUUUGGCCUUGAGGUUGAACCAGAGGAGUUAGUUCAAAAGGUGCCAACCUCCUAAAACAACCAACUAACCUCAGGAAGUUGGAUGUAAAAAAAGAUGUUUCUACUUUAGAACUCUCUAUGACCAAGUUAUUUGAGUACCCUUUGCAAUUGAAACUGAAACUUGCGGAGGGAUCAAAAGAAAUGUUUUUUCAAAAUGUAACUUACAUGCUACUGAAAACUGUAGCUGAUUUAAAGAAGAGCCAGCAAGAGCUUAGAGAUCUAUUAAAAAAGAAAGAUGAAGAGAUAGAAGAAUACAAAAGUGAAGGAAAGGAGAUAGCAUUAAGAUAUUUAAAAACGAAUCCAUUCAAUGAUGAAGAGCAUAUGACACAUCAUCAAGUAGACAAGGAAUGUGCUGACCUGUUACACAUGCCCUAUGCUUUAUUAGAGAAAAUUGCUGCUGCCACUCAUAGAAAUGAAGCUAUUGAGCGGGAAAUGUUGGAAAAUCUCAAGAUUAAACAAGAGCCAAGUACGCCAUCGGAGAGCCAAAGCGCACCGUGCCUUGCUUCCAGCGACGUCAAAAUAGAGCCUAAGCUAGAACCGCAGAGCAACUCAUUUAGUCCGAGGAAGAAACGAAAGCAAUUGUUAAAUUAUUAAUAUUUGUAGUAUAAUAGUUGCGUAUAGUCACGUAAGACCUCAUUUCGAGGGUAUAAGAACUGACAUGCGCUUUUUGUUUUGGUUUUUAGUGGUGUGAUCGUAUGAGGAGGCACACUCAAAAGGUUCCAUUGCACAGAAUGUUAUAACAGGUGGCGCCACCUUAUUAGUUCAUUGCACAGAUAAAGAAUUUCAUACGUGAGAGCGAGAAGAUGAUAUAUUGUUUCUCUCUCACACAUAUGAAUCACAGUGACAUGCCUAGGCACUUGCACAGGCGCCGUCUGGCGCGAUAAAAUGUCAGUGUACCUCUUCAUUAACACUUAAUGCUCACAUUAUAUAGUUUAUUUAUUUAAUAAUGAUAACUCCCAUAAGUAUAACUCUCUUGUUAGCAUCUGCAUUGUAGCAAUUGUACUUAUCUAACUAAAAGAUGUGUCGGCAGCCGACAGUGCAAAGCUUCAGCCAAUAUGCGCUUACAACUUUCAUUGUUAGUGACGCCAGUGGUCGGACACUGUCCCGACCGGUGUCGGUCGGCCCAAUGCACAAUCAGAUGUACAUUUUGUUUCAAUGGAAUUUCUACUUUCAAGUAAACAAAUUAAGUAGAAUUUCUUUUGUUUCUACAUUUUUUCGAACAAAUGAAACUCAACUAAAUUUCAAGUACAUCUAGAAUCAAAAUCCCUUAGUAAAAAUUUUGUAUGGAGGGCGUUACGAGGCUAUAUCCAUUAUAUUUGCUUGCAAAUUCUUGAGCCGCCUUAAUGGUCCUUAGUUAUAAAUUUAUUAUAAGUAUGUAUCACGUAUGUAUAUGAAAUGUAAGAGCCACAAUGCAAUGGUGCUUAGUACUUUAUUUUAUUAAUUUUAUAUUUAUUUAUUUUAGUUUUAAUAAGAACAAUCGUGUUCGUGAGCCUGUGCUAAUGUAAGUAGAUUGCGUUAUAUGCAGAUGCGGUGACUGAUUUUUCAAACAUAAAUUGAUUCGUAGAUACUGGAAUUUGCAGUUAAAUACUAAUAAUAUCAUUAACAGGCCAGCUUGAUGAAUUAAUGUUAAAUUUAUUCGUAUCAAAUAACGUAGUAAAUUUUGUCCAAAAUGUGCUGUUUGUACUAGAGUUAAUCCCUCUGAGGCCUAGUUACGCUUCGGGUUAGGUCAGAUGGUAAUCGUAUUUGUAACACCAAAUUUUGAUCCUUGGCGAGUGCCGGGAUGACCCAAGGAGGAUAAUGAUCUACAUAUAGCAAUAUAGGUAACCAUUGGAGUUGGGACAUUUUUGUAGGUAGAGAAUAAAAGUCAAAUUGCCGUUUAUAAUAAAACUUUACUAGGUAAUAAGUGGUAGGUACAGUCUAUUGACUAAUGAUUUUAGUUGUGCUAGUGUAAAACGGUUACUAUGAAUGAAAUUCAUUGGAGAUAGGUUUUAAUUUUGACUAAGUACCUGUUAAUUUUUUUUCUAAUAAAAUAUUUUAAAGCAAGAAAGCUGCGGCAACAUUAUAGCACACAAAGAGAUCCGCAAGCAGCUCCAGUGUAGUCAAGUUUAAAAAUAUGGGCAUACAAGUUGCUCAGAAACAGUGCAUAUGUCGGCUAAUGAAGAACUAUGGCACAUAUUUUUGAGCAACUUCUGUACAGCUUGGGAAAAAAAGAUUUGAAAUGGAACGAUUUUUUUUUUAUCAUAGCAACACUUACUUUUCUCACACAAAAGUGAUUCAAUAGUUGCCAUAUACUAAUACCAUUUACAUGACGAUGGCGCCCCUAUAAUUUUCUACUCUUGCCAGGCUUCACCCAUAUUUUUACACGACUGUAUGAACAGGAUAUAGCUAGAGGCACACACGUGCAAACAGCUGAAUCUCUAACUGAAACAUUCUUAGGUAGGCUUUAGAACCUCUCUUACUUUAACUAUACUACAGGACAACGGCUCAGCCACGACAUUGGUCUAAGCGCGACAGCGGCGAGCGGCGGCCAUACCUACAUUGACGCGAGACACAGCGAUGGGACUUUUCAUUCGCACGUAUGCCUGCCGCUCGCCGCUGCCGCGCUUAGACCAAUGUCGUGGCUGGGCCGUAACAUAAUUUGACUAUAUGAAACAGACUACAAUUUCAUUUGGAUUAACAUUACCAAGGCCCACUUGCACCAACCACUUAACUCAGGGUUAGUGGGCUGUCAUCUGUCAAAUGGUGGGUUAACCCGAGGAUUUUGGGGAAUUUGACAGAUGACAGCCCACUAACCCUGUGUUAAGUGGUUGGUGCAAGUGGGCCUUACUGACCUUUUUGUAACAGUAACGAAUUAUUUUAGAUAGACAAUCAUUUCAAAUUAUACCGGGUGGGCCCUGUAACAAAAGCAAAAAAAAAUAACUGUAGGCUACACUCCUUAUACUGACCAACAUUUGUAAAAUAACUUUAUUUAAUUUUUAGCAGUAGGUAUCAGCCUCGAAAGUUUUUUCUAAGA
Molecule: messenger RNA, 3276 nt
Organism: Leguminivora glycinivorella
Lineage: Eukaryota; Metazoa; Arthropoda; Insecta; Lepidoptera; Tortricidae
Exons: 5
Coding region: 342-857 (171 amino acids)
Biological process (GO): double-strand break repair
Cellular component (GO): nucleus
Source: RefSeq, a predicted model, not a curated record